Schizosaccharomyces japonicus yFS275 is the source of this 2719-nucleotide messenger RNA. RefSeq lists its product as hypothetical. NCBI's taxonomy places the organism in Eukaryota, Fungi, Ascomycota, Schizosaccharomycetes, Schizosaccharomycetales, Schizosaccharomycetaceae. The transcript has a single exon. The record is from RefSeq and is a predicted model, not a curated record. The coding region runs from base 1 to 1530 and encodes 509 amino acids.
AUGUUGGAGACGCCGAAAGAACAGAAAACGGUUGAGUCCUCUUUACGUUUCGUGCUCUCUUCUCCCGUCACACCGACGAUUCCGAGCGUCUUCAUUAAUGAUCCUGUUCUACCCAAACCUUUGAGUCCAACACUCCCUGCAGUUUUUGACUCGACUGAACUCGAUGCUCCUACUUCUCCGACUCCAAAUCCUCAAAAACAAGUGCAACAGGAACUUGCUCACAAAGAGGAGCAGACAACCACUCCGCCUGCUGUUACCAAUUCGAGAGUUAGGACUUCGGGGGGCACUUCACAAACGACAACAUCGCAAAAACAAGAACCCACAGUAAAGUCAAAGCCGGCAGCCUCGGCUCCAGUUUCAAAAAAAGGUUAUACUCCAUCGGACACGAACAAAAGCUCGGAAUCAUCCGUUACACAGCGCCGUCCGACUCUUCCAGCCAAGACGCAAGCACAUUUGCCGGCAGAAACGGCCUCACCCACAACCAAACAACCUUCUGCAAGGUCUCAAGAAGACUCAUCUGCAAAGGUUCAUAGUCCUGUUAAUCAUGCGAAGCCAGUAAAAUCAGAAGGGAAUGGAACAAGUGAUAGUUCUACUAAGGUUCUCGCAACCAGUAAUCCAAAUCCUCGACAAAACAGACCGCGUGAGAAUCCUCCAACCGUGUCGUCUUCACAGGAAUCGAGUGCUGGAGACAAGCAAGAUGCGAAACGAAAACUCAGCGUUACACUAUCGGAUUAUCGAAAACUGCGGAAACAUGAGACUCCAGGAACAGAAAGUUCAAGGCCAACCAACUCACACUCAUCCGAAAAUAGUACGCCGGUUUCCUCGCCUUCUUCAAAUCGCGAGGCACAGUUGAGUUCUCUCUUCAAAAAGUUCACCGUAAUCGGUAAGCGCCAAAAGAAAGAGGCCGACAAGAAAGGAACAUAUUCCCAAACAUACGCAGUGGACGCACUAUUGUGCUAUAUACUUGCUUUUGAAGCCCACUAUUUUUUGAAUGAGCUACGCAAAGCUCCUCCUUCAGCCAGCAACUGGCGUACAUUACCGGCAUACAUUCAUUACAUUCAGCAUCCCAAACAAAACAUGCAUCCUCAUUUACGCAGUCUUUGCAACCAAAUUAUGGGUAUUGUUUUUCAACGGAUAUUUACGAUCGAGAUGAGACGUAUGGAUAUUCUUCAACACAACGUCUCAAAACGCCUAAGCGCCAAAAAAGGUCUACAGUCUCCAGAAGAGUUAGAGGAGCUGAAAAGUCUGACGCAGCUUGCCGUGAAAGUGAGAGAAGCCUGGUACCAGGCGUCUAACUGUUUUAAGCUUGCGAGCACAUUACUGCCAAUGCGAGAGUUGCUGAGCAAUUAUCCCAAAACUUGGGCAUUGUAUACAAACGAGAACAGCACACCCAUGCCCAUGUUCCUGGAUCAUAUGGAUGUUAAAAAUGUCCUUUGUUUUGGUCGUUCCCUACUACAGGAGUGGGCGGAAAAUGCACACUUUGAUUCCUUCACUACAGAGUUGAAGUUCGACGACAUUCACUGUAUAUGAUGAUAGUUAAUACCCAUUUAAACUUAAUGUAUAAUAUACACUAUUUUACACAUAUUUUGCAUACAACAUAGGGCGUUGAGCCAAAAACAUUCAAGUUGCGAGAACAUUAAAUGAAUGCGCAAGUACGCACCCUUCUCAGACAAAUCAGCUUUUCUACGCCAACAUGCAUUUGCAGGAAAAAGUAGUACUCAAGCAACCAAUAAAUGAAGCUUGCAUGAGUACAAGACCAGAGACAAAUGUAUUCAAAACAUCAAAAACAAUGAAACAAGCAAAUUAUGAGGAAGCAACAGAGUAGCGCUCCAUCUUUGCUAAGACUCGACGGGCACACGGAAUGUUCUUCAUCUGCGACAUCAGUGGUUUAAUACUAGCAAACAUCUUUGCCCGUUGCUCCGGGGACGCACAUUCAAGUGCAGUUUGCACUACAUAAUUUGCAAAUUGAUCCUUGAGAAGUCUCGAUAAAUGUUUCUUAUCCAACAACUCGUCUAUAAGAAGAGCUCUUAAUUCAUCUGAAGCCAUGGAAAGACUCUUAAAAAAGGAACGUUAAUACAACGAAUAGGGUACACAAACAGUAAUCUUUGACAAACCUUUUCCAUCACGUUUGAGCUAAACUUUUGAACAGACAGCAUGCGGACCUUAUGCAAAAACUUGCGUAUAACGGCAUCUGUAUACACCGGCUCUUUGAGAUCCAAUACGUAUUGAACGACAUAGUUUCCAAAGGCGUCCUGCACCAAUUCCAAGGCAACAGGAAUAAUAUGAAGUACAAGCAUCUCGCGCUGCGCGGGAGAUGCGUGGUCAAAGCAUCGUUGUACGACACAGCAACCGUGUCGAUGUGUUGACACUUCGACAAUAUUUCUACAUAUAGCACUAUAUAUAAACUAGACGACUGGUUAGCAUAUCAUAGGCGAAAACUCAUGACAAUGAAAAAAAAACAUACCUGGGAAUCCUCAGAGGAAAACUGAUUCAAACACUUUUGAAUCACAUGGUUUCCGUUUAAAUCCUUAAUUAACAAAACAACAUUGUUUUGUAAAGACUUUACAACACAGUCAAUUUGUUCUGGAAGGGACACCAGUUCCAAAACCUUUUGCAGAGCCCGAGUCCCAUGCAUGUUUAACGAAAUAGGAACGAGCUUACUGGAUAUUACUUUUACAAAAGCGGUCCGCUGAAAAUCAUUAGCAUGUUCGAAAAGCUU